Molecule: messenger RNA, 4172 nt
Organism: Solea solea (common sole)
Lineage: Eukaryota; Metazoa; Chordata; Actinopteri; Pleuronectiformes; Soleidae
Product: glucose-dependent insulinotropic receptor
Exons: 2
Coding region: 814-2061 (415 amino acids)
Biological process (GO): G protein-coupled receptor signaling pathway
Cellular component (GO): membrane
Molecular function (GO): phosphatidylcholine binding; G protein-coupled receptor activity
Source: RefSeq, a predicted model, not a curated record
CCACAUCUAAAAAGAAGUGUAUGUGGGUUAAGACCUGGUUUUAAGGUCAUGGUUAGAAUUAGAUUGAGGUUAAAGUUCGGUUAUGGGUUAGGUUUGAGUUGUGGGAAAUCAUAAUGAGUAAAAUAGCUGUACAAACAUCUCUCUCUCUCUCUCUCUGUAUUUGUUACCUCUUUAGGACCUGGCAUAAACAUUGACCUUGUCAGAACCAGUAGCCCUCAUGGAGACCAAAACCUGGUCCUGAGGCAGAACCUCAUUUCUGAGAAACUGGUUCAGUUUAGGGCUUGAAUCGUGGUUUUGGUCAAGGUGAGGGAUCAGGCUCUGUUUAGGCAAUGUAGUGUUCCAAGAAGAAUAGCUGUGCAAACCUGUGUGUAUGUGUGAGAGAGAGAGAGAGAGAAAGAGAGAGAGAGAGAGAGAGAGAGGGGAGGGAGGGGAUGAGCGAGAGCUACUGAUAAUGCUGAGAAUUUCUUUCCUCCUGCAUUUAUAAAGCUGAGAUUUAACUGGACGCUGUGAUGAGACGAGGUGCAGGAACAAACAAAAAACCUCUCAAAAUGUACUUCAGUCAGUGACGAACAAUAACGAGCGUCUGGAUUAACAGCACAUGUAUAUGUUGUUUUUUUUAUAUACAACCUUUUUAAAACAAAUGUUUAUUUUUUUAAAACCUCUGUCUGUAACUGCAGGAGCGACGGUUACGAUUGUUGAUGGCUGCCAUGGAUAAAACCCUGACUCUGAACAGGCCUACCACCUUCUCCUCCUCACAACUGCAAAAAGGUGUUGUGAAUCUCCAAGUGAAAAGCUUCUGUUUUUGUUAAAAUCAUGUCAUAUUUGACCGGACAAGUGAGCGCCGAGCCCUCGACGAGGAUGACUCCCGACUGCAUGGACGGAGAAGAUUCCACGGCCCAAGAUGACGUGAGGCCUCGGGUGAUGGGUGUGAUCCUGAGCGUCGCCGCUUGCCUCAUCGUCUCCACAAACCUGCUGGUGGCGGCCGCUCUGCUGAAGCUGCUCCUGAAAAAGAGCAGCCAGAGCUGGUGUUUCGUCCUCAACUUGGCACUGGCCGACGCCCUGGUGGGUGUGGCCAUCACCGGCCUGGCGACAGAAGACUUCAACAUCGACGGUGUCCCUCAGAGCCAGCGCAGCCACGUCACCGCUGACCCUCCCACAAAUGCCACGGUCCCUGCACACGGGAAGACCCGCUGUUUGAUCCGGAUGGCGUUUGUGAUGUCGCCCUGCACGGCGUCCAUCAUGUCCAUGUUCCUGAUCUCACUGGACCGAUACGCCGCCAUCAAGAUGCCACUGCGGUACUCGUUGCUGUCUGGGAAGGGGACGGCGGUCGGAUCCUUGCUGACUCUGUGGAUUAGCGCCUUCACUGUGGGAUUUAUGCCAGUGAUGGUGUGGCAGCUGCAGUCCGAGGGCUACGACGGAUUUUGUGCCUUCUUCUCUGUCAUUCAUGGCGAGGGCAUCAUCGUCUUGUUCAGCGUGUGCUUCUUCCCUGUGCUCUCUGUUUUCGUCUACAUCUACCUGGACAUUCUGAAAAUCGCCCGCAGCCACCAGAGGCAAAUCCGCCAGGCCCGGGAAGCGGGUUCCAGGACGGCUGGGCACCACGGCAAUCAACAUUAUCAACAGCAUCAGCUCCGAAGUGGUUACUGGAGUCAUGUCAAGGCCCUGAGGAUGGUGGCGGUGCUCGUGGGCUGCUUCUUAGUGCUCUGGUGCCCCUUCUUUUUGACGUGCAUCGUGCACCUUCUGUGUAAAAGCUGCAAACUCACUCAUGUGCUGGAGAAUUAUCUUUGGCUGCUCGGACUCUCCAACUCCCUGAUCAACCCCCUGGUGUACGCCUUUUGGCAAAGGGAGGUGCGGCUGCAGUUAGCGGCCAUGUUUACCUGCUGUUCAGACAGGUCGUCAUCGGCUGGACCACCAGGUGUUUCAGGACGGUAUGACCCUCGGACACCGGUGCAGGAUCAGGAUGGUGCUGGUGGGGGAGACGCCAUUAUCCCGGCAUUGUUGCAGCCAAUCACCUGCAACCAUGAGACUCGCGCUGUGGCAUCAUCCGCCACGACCAGAUCAUGAAAGAAAGAGUUUCACACUGUCCUUCAUCAAUCAGUCUCUUCCCGAUUUUAUCCGUCUUUCGUCAAACUCGAUUCACACGGACAGUGGGAAGAGCUUUAAGGGAAAUAUGAUGCCACCAUGCGGAACAAUCACAGCUGCUGUGGUUGGUGCCAACACAGAGGCAAUACCUCUGACUUUGGCUUCCCUGAAAAGCUACUUAGAGACAUUGAGGGGAAGCUCUGAAGCGUCGUCCAUUUUUGUGUCAUAGGUUACAGACUUUAGUUCCUGAAAGAAAUAACCUUGUAAUAGUCAAAUAUAUCAAUAUAUACUAACCGAAUACCAUUCCUGCUGUUGCCACCUAUGCGUGGCGGCGCUGCCCUCAAAUCACCUACAUUUUAAUAUCAGGUUGCCUCUUGAAUUUGUCGUCAGCGAGUUGGCGUGUAUGUGAAAAGUAAAUAAUCCUCAAGUUAAGUAAGACAAACAGCUAGGAGGAAAAGCAAAGACAGAAUAACCAAAGGCCCCGUAGUCACUUCUGAGUUAGGGUAAGGGUAAUUACUUGCUGCUUGCAUACUUGUGAAUUGGAACAGAACAGACCCAGACAGAUCUUAGCCAUUCGCCUCAAUUGAAAAAAAUCUGUUUGUCAAGUUUCAACUCACCCCCAGAUUGGUAACAGUGGUUUUUCAGGAGGUAAAUAAGGUAAAUAACUUGGGUGUCGGGAGCACUAACUUCUGUUAAUAUUGUUAACACAUUUUACCAGUGACUGGACAGAGUGAGAGUCAUUUCUUUUCAGACGUACGUAAAUUUGUCAUCUGCAUAGCAGUAGAACCCAAAAGAAGCAAGUACAAGAAAAAGAGGGAGAGGUCCAAGAAUCGAACCCCGUGGAACCCCACAGUGGAGAGGACACAGAGUCGAUAAGGCUAACACAGAAACUUCUCUUUGCCAGGUGGGACCGAAACCAGUCCAGGGCGGCUCCUUUAAUGUCCACCCAGUGCUCAAGACAAUAUAUUAUCAACUGUACCAAAAUCAGCGGUCAAAUAAAGCAGCACAAGGAUAACCUAGUUACCAGAAUCAGUGACUAAAAAUAUGUUAUUAACAGUGCGGACUCUGUGCUGUUUAGGGUCUUAAACCUAUUUCUGUCUAAAAAAGACAGUAGUAGGAGAUUGGCCUGUAAUAAGCAAACGCAGAGGGAUCAGGACCGGACGAGAGUACGCAAGUACGUACACUGAGAAAUGCCUACUGACUUAAAAAUGAUUAAGAUUCUGCAUUCGACAGAGGCUAAAACCAAAAACAACAUUCAUGUCCCAGUGCGUGUCAGUUUUUGGCUUUUUUGACCUAACUUUUCAUCCGUGCCGUGACAUACAGUAAUGGCAGCGAAGGUCGUGAGACGGACGGGAACUAAUGAGGUUACGCACAAACCAAGCGAUUGGUCCCUCAGAUUGUCUUUGCCUUCUCCUGCUUUAUUACGUCCGUGUGGUCGAGCAGUGUUAAGCUGAUGUUUUUCAGGACACAGACGAGCUCGCCGCUUAUCUGAGGCGCGCCCUUAUCUGCUCAUGUAAUAUUUUACAGCGGCGUCAUUUAUUCACUCAUGGAAACUUCCUCGGCUGCUUGAAUCUUGAUAAAUGUCGCCCACUUUCACGUGUCAGCGGUCUAUAUCAACAAAGACGUGUAUAGGUGGAAUUAAACGGCUAACAUUUACUUUAGCACGAGAGAUUAAGCGCAAUUAGCUGAGCGGGAGUAAGAGGUCAUUCACCUUUGGUUGUUUUGCCAUGUGUUAUGUGAGGUUAUUGCUUUUCAUACAGAAAUUCAUCUUUUACUUUCUUGUGUAUAAAGUUUAAAAAAUAAAUUAUAAAAGGGCUGUUGAUUUAUAACGUCUAUGUCACAAGCUCAGUUCUGUCGUUUAUGUUAUUCUUUCCAUUCUCCAGAAACAUGGAGCCUCGGGAAACUGGCAACUCUCUUUUCCACACAUGCUGCGAGUGAAUCUGGCCAGAAAACCGUUUCAAAUCGAUCCUAAAAGUCUUUCAAAUGUAUGAUCAGGCAGAUUAUGAUCACCUAAAUCAGAGGUGUCAAACAAAUAUGCUUGUAAUUGUCGCAGUAUUAAAUGUAUUACAUUCAACAUUAAAUCACAUUUAUAA